This is a messenger RNA of Penicillium verrucosum, 2145 nucleotides long. RefSeq lists its product as uncharacterized. Bases 1 to 2145 code for a protein of 714 amino acids. The record is from RefSeq and is a predicted model, not a curated record. The transcript has a single exon. NCBI's taxonomy places the organism in Eukaryota, Fungi, Ascomycota, Eurotiomycetes, Eurotiales, Aspergillaceae.
AUGGCGAGCAAAAGACCGAAGCUAAGAUGGGACGUUCCAAUGCGCCAAGCUCUUUGUUGUCUGUACCGGUUUUUCCGAUGCAACAAGAAACAGAAAGAGGAGAUAUUCUUCGCGAUGUUCCGCGAAAAUCUGAGAAAACAUGGAAUUCAUCAAUUUGUUCCAGGUAAAACCCUCCACACACAGUGGAAUUGGAUGAGAAACACUGGCGAUCUUAUCUGGUCGCAUGUCCAUCGGAACACUGAGUUCAACAUGGACGGAGAAUGGAGGGAUGUCAUCCAACGCAUCAAGUCCACUGCAUUGACCCUACGUCUCCCUCUUAUCGAGAAGACAGAGGAUGACAUCGACACUGCUCAAUGGGGCACGCGAGUGGCAAUGACCUUGAGACAGAGAGCUGAUUCCCCCCCGCAGACCCCCCGCCCCAUAUCGUUUCCACUGCACCAGCGAAGAGCGGAGGAAAGAAGCCACUAUUUUGCCGAAAGUGAUGAUCAAUCAAGUGAGAGUAUCACAAUGAGUGUCGACAAGAGUCAGGAAUGGGCCGAUGAGCCGGGACAUAUCAUCACUCUGGAGAACAAUGAGGCUGUUGUUAUUAGUCAUGGCAAGACGUGUAUCUGGUGCGAGCAUGGAUUGGCAAUUGAUGAGACAGAUGGGCCCGAUGACUGGACCCAGCCUACUCAUCUUGACCAACCCAAAAUCCCCGACGAAAACCAGUCCCAGAAUUGCCAAGGGCACCAAGAUUGGGGCCAACAGGAUUAUCCCCAAGGCCAACAGCUUCAAGAAUCACAUCGAGAACAGCAAGAUCAAGACCGAGAUCAACAACAAGAACACCAAGGCUGCAGCCGCCACCACCAUGGCCAGCAAGACUAUCACCACGACCAUGAGCUGGCCAUGAAAGGAGUUCCCGCCGACAAAAUGCCACCGUUGCUGUUUCGGUGGUCAAACCGUGGCUCGCAAGGAGUCAACUCGAAGACCGGUUUUCUAGCGGGGCUUUUCUGCAACGGUGAAUGGUUUGACCAUGAAGACUUCCCUAAGGACCGUUUCGAGAGCUUCUUUCGAAGCCAUGUCACCAAAGAAAAAGUCAAAACGCCAUUCAUUUCCACCUCGCAUUCUCCUUUGGCACCACUUCACCGUGCCAUUGCUAAUCAAAAUAGCGCCAUGCUGACCGUCAUUGACACCUCGAAGCUAGAAACAAAAGUAUUCUAUGCCCAUCCCCUUGCGAUUCGGACUAGGACUUUCACCUACAGCUGGAAAGGAUAUGGAGAAUACCUCAUCUGGGGCCGUAUCCCACUUGAAGCAAUUGCUUUCAGCGUGGAAAUCACAAGUCUCGAGACAAUCGUACAGUCCCACCCUGAUGUCGCUCGCUUGCUGCAAACCGCUCUUAUCCGUAGCUUUCUACGCUGCAAUAAGAAGUUGAGAGACAUGCUGGCGGUAAAAAGAAAGUCGCCUUUUCAGUCCGGUCGAACACUUGGAAAGUUGUUGACUAUUCUUGACGUUCCAACGAUCCACUGGGACAACAUAGCAUCUAGAUUUGCCAAAUCAUGGGGUUGGAAAUAUGCGAAAGAGACCGCUCUGUUUCACAGUGGUCUUCGAAGUGCACCACCUUACCUGUCCGAGGAAUUGUCAGAUUCUGAAAGUGAGGUUCCAUGGCCGACACCCCAAAAGACGCCUGUGACAACUUCCCGAGGUAUGCCAUUUUCAACUGACUGCAUUUCUGAUGUAGACUACGAACCGCCCGAGACCGACCAAGACUCGGGAUGGACCUCAGAGUCGGAAUACAUGGACGAGUCUCGAUCAAUAACGAUCUGCGAUAUGAGCGAGACAUCAGAUGAUGGAAAGUUCUCAACACAUGAGACGCUGUCUAGUGGGAUGUUCCCCGAAAACGAUUCUCCCGAACCCUCCUCGGGACCGGUACAUCAUCAAGAGAUAAUUGACCUCAGCUCGGACAACGAGGAUACUAGUUCUCAGCGGGCAUUGCAACGGGACUGGCCGUCUGACGAUGAAUAUAUGUACCCCGACACCCCCACGAAAACCAGGGGAAGGAUCCCAUUGCAAUCGGGACGAAGGACAACCGACAAUUUUGUCCUAAAUGGGUCUACGGAUAUGGACUUUUUUGAGAAAGUCCGAAAGUGGGUUCAUCAUGAAAACUGA